AUGGCUAAUAAAAGAAAAUCACUGUGUAUUGACGAAAAAGUUUUACUGAUACGCGCAAUAAAAACGGGAGAGAAGAUAAGUGAUGUUGGCAAACGCUUUGGAUUUAGUCGCUCUACCGUGUCCACAAUAUGGAAAAACAAAGAAAAAGUCCUCCACGCUGAGGGCGAGGGAAAAUCUUCCAAAAAAUUAAAGAAACCUAUAUACGAAGAUUUGGAUCAAGCUGUACUAUCAUGGUUUCACCGACAGCGCCAGAAUAAUAUGCCUAUCUCGGGGCGGCUCGUGAAAGCUAAGGCGGAGAAUUUUGCUGAUGAACUUGGUUUAACUUCUUUCAAAGCAUCAGAAGGAUGGCUCGGAAAAUUCAAGCAGCGUCAUCAUAUCAACUAUGGUAAAAUAAGUGGGGAAGCACGAAGUGUUGAUACAAAUGUGACUCAUGAUUGGAUUAACAGAGUGUGGUCAAAAUUCAUAGAAAAAUACGCCUCAAGUGACAUUUUCAAUGCUGAUGAAGCAGGAAUUUUCUAUAAGUUGACUCCAGAUAAAACUCUGAAAUUUAAAGGGAAAAAGUGUGUGGGAGGAAAGCUUUCCAAGGAACGUAUUACGAUGCUUGUGGCUGCUGAUAUGGAUGGCACAGAAAAAAAUAAGCUACUAAUAAUAGGCAAAUCGAAAAAUCCGCGCUGUUUUAAGAACAUUAAAAAAUUGCCAGUGACGUAUAAAGCUAAUAAAUCAGCUUGGAUGACCAGUCAACUUUUUGAAGAAGAAGUGGGAAAGUGGGAUGCAGAAUUAAAGGGACGAAAAAUUUUACUCCUUGUUGACAACUGCCCGGCCCACCCGUUUAUAUCAAACCUUUAA
Messenger RNA from Microplitis demolitor, 846 nucleotides. RefSeq names its product tigger transposable element-derived protein 4-like. Lineage: Eukaryota; Metazoa; Arthropoda; Insecta; Hymenoptera; Braconidae. Gene Ontology annotation, molecular function: DNA binding. The record is from RefSeq and is a predicted model, not a curated record. Gene Ontology annotation, cellular component: nucleus. The transcript has a single exon. Bases 1 to 846 code for a protein of 281 amino acids.